CACAUAUGUACAGGUACAGGCCUAGCUUACAUUUAAUUAUUGUAUUGAGGGAUUGAGGGCCAUUCAUAAACUGCCAUAAUAAACUGGAUUUUCUUUCUAGCAAGAUCAUCCUCAAGGUUUAUUCUCAUAAAUGGAUUAGAGGAGACAACACAAUGACCCAAUCUGAAGAAAAUGCCCAUGAAAAAUUCACUCUUAAAUACUAUGUCCGGGAUGCUGUUCGUAAUACUCCUCAGAAAGAGUUUAUUUGGUGUUUAAAUUUUGCAACUGAAGCUCAUAAGGAGCAGAAGAGGAAGGAUUUAGAGAAGACACCUUACAUCAAUCACCCAAUAGGUGUGGCUUAUAUAUUAGCUGAAGAGGCAGGGUUGUCCAAUGUUGAUUUGCUACAAGGCUGUUUACUACAUGACACUGUGGAAGACACUGAACUCACAAGCGAGGUCAUCAGAGCUAAGUUAGGAGACUUUAUAGGAAACCUCGUUGACGAAGUCACAGAUGAUAAAUCUCUGCCCAAACAGAAGCGCAAAGAUCUACAGGUAGUUCAUGCUCGGUCAACAAGCCCUGCAGGGAAGCUGGUGAAGAUGGCAGACAAGUUGUACAAUCUGAGGGAUCUGGAGAGACAACUGCCUGAAGGUUGGUCAGAGCAGAGGAGAAGUGAAUACUUUGAGUGGGCGUUCCAAGUCUGUGAAGGCUUGAGGUUGAGAGGAAUCAGUCCCAAGCUGGAAGAACAACUGGAUGUAAUUUUUGUUAAAAGAGGAUUGAUCACAAAACGGGAGCAGAGUGAAAGUAAAUUAUCUCCACCUUGGCCGAACCAUGAUGAAUUAAAACCUUUGCUAGCUGCAGCUAAUUUUGCUGCCAUUAAACAUAGACAACAUUUCAUGUUUGAUGAUAGCAGCAAUGUUCCGUACAUCAAUCAUCUUGUUUCCACAACAUUUCACGUCUCACAAGAUGCAGAUGUGGAAGAAACGUCCGUUUUGUGUGCAGCACUGCUUAAAGAUGUGGUGGGGAAAGGUACCACAUCAUUUGAAGAGGUUAAGGAACAGUUUGGGGAAGAGGUUGAGUCAUUUGUCAAGGAAUUGACUUAUAACCACUCACUCCCGGUCAAUGAACAAAUCAAACUGCAGAUAGAUCGAGCUCCUACUCUGUCUCACCACGCUAAAGUGGUAGUGUUGGCAGCAAUGGUGGAUGCUUGUCGUCGCCUUGAGGUUUGCCAGCCUGAAACCAUGACGGAGACGGAGAGAGAAGAAUACUUCCGUCUCUCUCAGCGGCUGAGUGAAGUGAUAAGUGGCACAGACUCUGUCCUAGAGGAAGACCUACAACUCAUAUGGGUUGGGCAAGGGUUAAAAGAAUUUCCAAUGAAGUCCAAUGAAGAACCUCGAGAUUUGGGAAAAAACUCGAUAUUUGGGAAGAAUAAAAACAGUUUUCUCUGAAGAUUUUUACCAUUGACAUAAUGACAACUGGAUCACGCUCUGUCCAUUAGUGCUGUAGUCUGAUUUUCGAGCAUGUGUGGUGCAGGAGAGUAGGUGUGGGCGCUGGAAGGGCUACAUACAAACAAUGACAGGUUUUUAGUGUGGUUAGUUUAAUGAUACAUUAUGUAAUUGGAUGGUUUUAAAAUUGCCUUUGUUGUAAAAGAUUAUUCUAAUUCAAAUUUCUUUUAAAAAUUCUAAAAAAACCUUAGGUAGCUUAAUGUUGUUAAUGUUCAAUCAGUAACAUUUGAUGGAGCUAGCACAAAUGUUUUGCAAUAAAAACAUUUUGGCUGCCAUUUCCCAAGUAAGCCUUGUUUUAAGGUUGAUGGUAUCGAACAUGAUAUUUGUGUAAUUACGGACCCUCCUCGUGUGCUUAAGCUUUGCCACAAUUCUCUAGCGGAUAUGAGAGUAAUAGUGUUGGGCCCAUUUCAUUAAAACAUUUCUAAAAUCUCAACGAGUUGCACAAAAAUUAAGGGUACAAGUAUGUAAUACAUUGAGUGACAAGCAUGUAUUUGAUAUGAAUAGGAAAAUGACUGUAAAGAUCGCAGCUCAAACAUUUAGUACCAAUGAAGCUGAUGUGUUGCAAUAUUUUUAUUCCAAACAACACCCACUGAUUGCUGAUUACUUAAUGCAUACUACACUGAUUACUUAAUUGUUUAUCCACGUUAACAUUUGUUAGGACAAAUGAAAGACUUUUUGACAAUAUGAAUAGCUGAGAUCCUUUUGUAAAGGUUUCAAAGGUCCCAUUAAGCUGAAGGUUAUUUGUCACAAUAAAAAAUCGAAGGCAACCAUUGACAGAACAGGAUAGGAAAACAAUUGCUUUAGGGUUACUGUAAAACAUUAAUAGUCGGCUAAUCAAAUUUUAAGGGAUAGGCUAUCGUCUUUAAUAGUUUUACUUAUAUCUACUUAAACUUAAAAUAAUUAUUGAUUCAGAACAUACCUUCAGUAGGCAUCUGUUAAUAUGAGUUGUAAGUGUAAAAUCAUAUUUUUAAUCUCGUUAUCAACUAAAACCAACUACUUUUUAGUCAGGAUCAACUAUUGGAGCCAAUAGUCUAGGAGAGCUGAGUCUAGUUUUGAACCAUCAAACAGCUACAGACAUUACUCACAAUCAACCCGAUUGUUGGAUAAGCAUGGUUACCCCUCAGUAACUUAGCUUGAUGUGUUUACUAUAUGUAAAAGUCAACGGUAAUACUAAAGAUUCAACCGAAACUUAUCUUUGGGACUCAGACUUUGUCACUAAACCCACAGUGUUGGUCAUCUUAAGUGCUCACUACUUGAAGAUUCUGUAAACUUAUAAACUUGGUAAAUAGAAUAAAAAUGCAAAAUUAAUCAAAACAUGUAUUUUCUGCAUCAUAUAUAAGGAGUACAACAGUACUUACUAUUCUAAUGGCAAGGCAUUCCUGUACGUUAGUUGCAUUUCGGGAACAUUAUUUACAAAACUCACUGGCACAUCACAUUGAAGGAAAUGUUUAAAUUAACCCUUAUGAAAAAGUUUAUAUAUGGCCAUAUAAAAUUUUUUUUAUCCGGUUAUAUUUGGUUUUGGACCAAAUACAACCAGAUAUGAUCAUAUAUGGAAUCCCCCAGAUAUGAUCAUAUAUGGAAUCCUCCAUAUAUGAUCAUAUAUGGAAUCCUCCAUAUAUGGAAUUUUUUAAUAAAAAAUAUAUAAAUAAAUAAAAAAAUAACAAUUAAACAUAUUUUUACCUUAAAUGGUAUAAACUAUAAAUUAAAACUAUAAUAAAAAUUUUAAAUUCAAAAAUUUCAAAACAAAAUUUUUAAGCAUCUGACUGGGAAUUGAACCCGGGACUCCGGCGUGAGAGUCUGCCCCCUUAGCCACUACACCACGAUUGCUUCAUAUCAUGUGGAUGAUCAAAACCCAUUACGAAUAAGAGAAGCUGUAUUUGGUCUCGUAAAACAAGAUUUUUCUUAGACAUUUUAUGUCAUUUGAAGAAUGUUAUUAUUAAUAUAGCCUAACUACGUGACAUUGAUAUUUGAGGCUGUUUGAUAGCAAAGGUACAAUUAAUUAAUUAUUAAUAUAAUAUUCUCCUUAUUUAGGCCUACUACACUUACAAUUUUAAAAUUAUACGUCAGUUUUAAGAUUUUGUUGCGUUAUAAUAAAAUUGUACAAUAGAUGUAUGUACAGGAUUUUGUCAUCAGGGUUCAAAUCUGGAUAUUUUAUUUCUUUACUAAUAAUAUUACUUUAAAGGAGAAUUGCCUAUAUUAUCUGCCCCCUUACUGUACCACAUAUCAACUCAAUCAGUUAAGUAGUUUGUGCUUGGAGAGCAACAAGAAAAUACACAAACUGAUAAACUUUAGAUUUUUAAUAUUAUAAGAAGUGUUUGGGAGUUUGAGAGUUACAUAAUCCUAAAGUGGCAACAAUCCCUUAUAAUAAUUCCAGUUAUUGUCAAAAACUCAUUUAUAGAUGAGCAUAAAUGGAAAAUUAUUAUUCCAUAUAUGAGUAAUUUAAUUUCAUACCUGGGAGUCAUAUAUGACCAUAUAUAGACCAUAAUUCCAUAUAUGGAGGAUAUUUAUGGCCAUAUAUGGGCAAUAUUUUCAUAUAUAAAAAACAUGUAUGGCCAUAUAUGAACAAUAAUUUCAUAU
Molecule: messenger RNA, 4058 nt
Organism: Macrosteles quadrilineatus (aster leafhopper)
Lineage: Eukaryota; Metazoa; Arthropoda; Insecta; Hemiptera; Cicadellidae
Exons: 8
Coding region: 153-1424 (423 amino acids)
Molecular function (GO): guanosine-3',5'-bis(diphosphate) 3'-diphosphatase activity
Source: RefSeq, a predicted model, not a curated record